Galleria mellonella (greater wax moth) is the source of this 5667-nucleotide messenger RNA. RefSeq names its product kinesin-like protein KIF18A. The transcript is spliced from 8 exons. Gene Ontology annotation, molecular function: ATP binding; microtubule binding; microtubule motor activity. NCBI's taxonomy places the organism in Eukaryota, Metazoa, Arthropoda, Insecta, Lepidoptera, Pyralidae. The record is from RefSeq and is a predicted model, not a curated record. Gene Ontology annotation, biological process: microtubule-based movement. Bases 243 to 2837 code for a protein of 864 amino acids.
GCUGUCAUUUCAAAAUUUGACGGGUCGCAGUGACGGUUACGAAUACAAAUUUCAAACUGCGAUUUACUGUUUACAAUUUGAUUGUGGCAAUUUUAAUUAAUUACCACAAAUACCGUGACUAAUAUUACGAAUGUGACACUGAGAAACCGUUAUAACGUAUUUGUACUACAAAUUUCUUUGAGUUUUGAAGAGGACAAGUGCUUUUCGUUCUAUGAUACUAAUUUUGUGCAGCGUCGUUGAAAAUGGUGAAAAUAGAGCGCGAGCGAGAUCGGAGGGUUGGGGGAAUUGUGCCUUCGAAGAGUGGUUCCACGCAGAAUAUGGCAGCGAAUAUAAAAGUUGUGGUGAGAGUGCGACCACUGAAUGAGAAGGAGCUCGAACAGAACAGUCGCAUCGUGGUGGAUGUUGUUGAUGAUAAGAUGCUGGUCUUCGAUCCUAAGGAGGAAAUGAGGCCAUUUUUCUACCAGGGCGUCCAGCAGCCGAAUAAGAAUUUUUUAAAGCGUGCUAACAAAGAGUUAAAGUUUGUAUUUGAUAAUGUUUGUAGUCAGAGUGCAACAAAUAGGGAUGUGUUUGAAACUACCACAAAGGAUAUGCUAUCCGCACUGAUGGAGGGUUACAACUGUUCUGUUUUCGUCUAUGGAGCAACUGGAGCAGGGAAAACCUUCACCAUGAUUGGCAACAGUGAGCAUCCUGGAAUAACAUACUUGACGAUGGAGCAUCUUUUUUACAUAAUUAAUUCAUAUGAAAAAGAUAGAGAGUUUGAUAUAGGUGUCUCUUAUAUUGAAGUAUAUAAUGAAAAUGUAUAUGAUCUAUUGAAACCGUCAAACACACCAUUACAACUGAGAGAGGACUCAAAAUAUGGGGUAAUGGUUGCUGGUCUCACACUUAACAACAUCAAGACAGCAAGAGAACUUCUUAACAUGCUGGAAAAUGGCAAUAAGAAUAGGACACAGCAUCCCACAGAUGCUAAUGCUGAGAGUUCUAGGAGCCAUGCUGUAUUUCAGGUAUACGUGAAGAUGCGUUACAAGACAAGCAGUCAACUACGUCUCGUCAAGUUGUCUAUGAUAGACCUAGCUGGCAGCGAGCGGGCGUCUGCGACCGGCUGCGUUGGCGAACGAUUCAAGGAGGGAGCCAACAUCAAUAAGAGCUUGUUGUCGCUAGGCAAUUGCAUUAAUAAGCUGGCAGAUGGCAGUAGCUACAUACCUUACAGAGACUCGAAACUUACUCGGCUCCUGAAAGACAGUCUCGGUGGGAACUGCAAGACGGUAAUGAUAGCUAAUGUCUCACCUGCACACAUCAGCUACGAAGACACCUACAACACACUCAAAUACGCGGCCAGGGCGAACAAGAUACAGUUGAGCAUAAAGAAGAAUAUAGUAGACGGAGACAUGAGGUUGUCGCAGUACGUGAAGAUCAAUGAAGAACUCAAGAAGAAGGUGAAGGAAUUGGAGGCGAAGCUGUCGCUGUCUAGCGUUAAACAGGUGGUUCGGGAGCCGGAUACGACGAAAGAAAAAGUGCGGCUGGAGUGGCGGCGGCGCGUGGCGGAGGCGGAGGCGUCGCACGGCGCGGCGCAGGCGGGUGUGCUGGCGCUGCUCGGCCGCCAGCGCGUGCUGGCGCUGCGCCGCCGCCUGCGCGCGCGCGCCCGCGACCACGCCGCGCGCCUCGCGCACCGCUCCUCCUGCGACGUGCUCGACCAGAUGUGCAGCGAAGAUAUUCCGCGGCAAGAGCGCGCCGCUGAGAAUUAUAUGAAGCAGUCUGCCCAUCUCGAUUCAAAAGUUUUAGUGGCUUGGAACAAUUGGGACGAGCAUAGGCAGAAACUGGAUCGACUGUGCAGCCAAGCGCUCUCAGAAUGUCCAGAAUUGAGUGAUUUCAUAGAAAAAAUAAGGAUGCAAAGUGAACUCAGAGAAGUGAAGGCUAGAGACGACAUGAGAUACAAGUUAUUAUGUAUAGAGAACGAAGAGAUAAACACAUUCACGGAAUACAUGAGCGAAAUGCCCAGUAUGCUAAAGAAAUUAUAUUUGACAUUGAAAGGGUACGAUAAGGCACCGCCAGCAUUAACUGCGGAGUAUUUAGAGAUUAUGAAGAAAGCGAAGCAGGCCAAAGGCAUCUCGUGGUCGGAUACAGAGAUAGAAGGCGAUUCUCAUUUCAAAUUCAUAUCAAAUUUAAAUUUAGACAAACCAUCGACAACUCUAGAGUAUAAUUAUCCUAAUCACGAUGACGUAAAUGGGACCAUAGACGUAGUGACGGACAGCGAAGAUUUGACCGACGUUGAGAACCGGGAACCGGUACGAUUAUGUGCGACCAAACGAAAGGGUACCCCUAUAAAGCUGGCUAAUAAUGAAACUAUAAUUAUUAACGAUUCCUUUGAAAGUUUGGACACGACGAGAAAUUUAAAUUCCGCUAAGAAAGUUAAAAGGGAAUACGGAAUUGCGCCUGAGGUGGAGAAUUUUAUUGACCCCAAGGACUUGAAUUCGACAUUUGUCCUGGGUGGCAAGGUAGAGCCGGCCCAUAAGCCUGUUAAACCUGAGAAGGUGGAACCAGUGAAAAGAGGACUCAUCGAUCGGACAAACACAAUCCAGAGGACUGUGACUUUUAAUGACAAGGCCAAGAUAGUGAAGCCAGUGGUGGGCAGAGCACUGCCGUUCCGUCGGCCGCCCACUGCCGGUUUCGGCUCCAGUCUUGCACGCGACGGUACACCGCUGCAGAGAAACAUACAAGCCAUGAAUCGUGCAAAGGCGAAUGGCACUGAAAGAUCAGUCGGUUAUAAAGCAGUGAGGACGCGCGACCGGGUACAGGCGCACCCGUACGCGAGGCCUGCUGCCUUGCAGCACAGGAAGUGACCACAUCGGCGUCGUCACGACGGAUCGUCUCAAGGUUGGUGUGGACAAGCUACAUUUAAGAAAUGCUACAUGCGGCCAAACCUGAGAACGACAUUUGUAAUAAAACAUCCAAUUCAUCGCAUAUGUAAUUUGCAAAAUGUAUAACUGGAGCUAAUUGUGUAUGUAUGUAUGUGACUAUAGCCAUAUUACUAGAUAUGUCCAUAAGUGAUGGCUGUUUUCUGUAUAAUCAGUUAAAAAUUACCUACUUAUGGUUCACCAAAUGUAUUUUUCGUCUGUAUAUGUAUACAGGGUAUAAGGGACAGGCUGGCUAAAACGAAGACAGCGGAUUUAGAUUAAUGGUUAGAUCAUUUUCCUAUCAGAAAUGUACCAUAGCCAUAUAAUUAACGAUUCUUAUAUUAAACGCCGCGCAAUGUAUUUGAAAUUUUACGAUCCACACUACGCGUGGUACCUACCCUACACCUGCAGUAGCAACUAGGGCUUCUUCGUAGGUAUUUUCGUACCCUUGUGGCGUUGACCUUACACAGCUGAUUCCGCGCGUCGCGGUAGUAUAUUAAUAUGUAUAUUACAUUUUUGUUUUUUUUUUUUAUCUUUCAUAGUAUUUCGCUAUAAAAUAAUAUUAUUUCUUUAUAUUAUGACAUAUUGUAGAUUACAUGAUUUUAAAUGAAUAAAACAGGAAAAGAAUUUGAAUUUUUCCGGAAAGAUUUUCCACUAGUUUUUAGUUCAGAAUAAUGGUCUAAAUUCACUGUUUUACAUUUUGCCAAUUUGCCCCUUACACCCUGUAUAGUUACAAAAAUGUCAAAGUAGAGCUAAAUUCGCAUCUGAUCAAAUGUAUAUUUAAAAACACAAGAGUUUGUAUAUAUAUUAAAUUUCUUAACAUCAGGCUUCUUAACGUUUACUAGUUUUAGACAUUAUACCACCAAAACUGUUAUGCCAAUAGUACGUAUCUAAAAUUGUACUUUUUUUAAAAUCACGCAGCAUCGCAAGCUAAUACAAAAUUUAUGCAUUGGACAUUUUAAGUCCAGUAGUCGCACGUAAAGGAAAAUUUAUGGAUAACGUGGACCAUUCCAGAGACCCAGUCGAGUGUGAGAUCUCCUUUAUAUCUCUAAGUUUUACUUACAUAAAUAAGUAUCUUACUUAGCUAAGUGUUGUAAGUUAAUUGAUCGAUUGAAUAAUGAUAAAUUACGAGAGUUUUUGUAAAUUUAUCGUAACUUAAUUACGAGGUGUACUUAUGUGGGUAAAACUUGCAAAUGUGAAGGCAGCUAGGGUAAAAUUUCUUAUUUAACGUGUUAUUUUACGAUUAUUCUUUUGUUAUGACAAUUAGAAGUGUUGGUGCGUUGUACUAAAAUUUUUUUUUUAAAAACAUUGCUGGGUAUCAUCGUCAUAUUAUACCAGCGUCGUGUGGCCCCGGCAUAGAAUGGGCCACCCCUGACUUUUCCGUGGGUGUCGUAAGAAUCGACUAAGGGAGGGCGAGCGAUGGGCAGCAGCGUCCCUCUUAAAACAUCUCCAAAGUCUAACUGCGUUAGUCAACCCGUCUGCUAAGCGUGGCAACUACUGGCAAAACCCCUCAAGGGAAAAGGCUUAACCAAUAGUUACCACGCUUGGCAGGCGGAUUGGCAUCCGCAGUUUGGGUUUGGUGAUAUUUUAACAGGGACGCAGCUGCUCAUCCCUCGAUGGUUACGUUCCCUUGGUCGCCUUCUACGACACCCAUGGGAAAGGGAGGGGUUGGCCUAUUCUAUGCCGGGACCACACGGCAGUGCAAUAGCCCAGUUAGUGGAUAUUACUGGUCACAAAUUUGUAUUUUAGUUGUAUGAAACUUUACUAGCAUCACAAUUGUUACUAUUGAAUAAUUAAUUUUUUUUUACGCAGUCUACUCGCGUAUUUAAUUUAAAUUUGACACAUUCAAUAGUCGUUCAAGAAUAAGUAUAUUUAUUGAUUUAGAAACACUUUAAUAUGUUUGACUCAUAUCAAAUGCUGUUUUGUUCAAUCUUUUCCAAUACAUAUAUAGGAAUAUACAUAUUUUAUAACUAUUUUAUUUUUGGAAUUAAAGAUUCUUUUAAUUAUUCGACAAAAAAGUGGAUCUUCAGUUGACGCAGUUACAUUUAAGUUUUUAGAUAAUUCUUUUUAUUAGCGUUCAUAUGGUAAAUAAAUUAUGACCUAGUUUUAGUGGUAUAGAAAACAUUUUCUUUAUUUGUAAUAUUUACAACCAAACUUGCUGUCAGGACUAAUUGUAUACAUACAUAUAUAGAACAGUAAAAUGCAAUAAUGAAUAUAGGUACAAAGCCGACCACAGACACGCUAAGAUAAAUUGCUACGAUUUAGCAGUACUACUCGAACGGCAAUGAUAAAUUGUAACGUAACAAAACUGCUUUUCUGCAACCCAUAUUAGGAUUUAUCGUUAGUUUUAAAUGUAUACUGUAAACGUAACGGUUUCUUGUAGUGGAUGUAAGCUCAUUUACCGCUCUAUGAUCAGUCACAUACCUAUACAUGCAUACACACAUGCACAGGCACGCAACAUGCACACGUACGCAUAUGUACGUACACACACACACACACACACACGUACAUGCACGAACGCACGCGCACACAAAUAUCGGGUUAGGUUUAAUAUUGCUAAAAGUAAUACAAAUGUUUUAUUUUUAGCAAAUUUUAUUUAGAAAAUAACUUUCCACUAAUUGUUUUUAGAAUAAUGUGUACUAUAAAAGAAUUUGUUAAGCAUUAAUUAUUAUUACUUAGUUUUAUUGUAUUUCUUUAGUAAACUUUAGAAUGUGCUAGCUUUAACAUUUAAGUAACUAUGUACGUAUAUUAAACAUGCAUUUGUUUUUCUUAUAUU